AUGCGUCCUCCGAUGCUGGAUCUGUUCUACCUCACUUUCAACGCCGGCAAGAACUUAAUCUCGGUUCCCGUCUUCGCCAACCAUCUGCACAAUGCUUUUGGUCAGAAUGCCACGACGCUGCCCGAGCUGGUGCUCAUUUCCCUCCAGGAAAUGGCUCCGCUCUCGUCAGCCUUCAUCGGAUCGUACUGGCUGAGCCCCUAUUUCUCACGAUACGAGUCCGCCCUCAAUCUCGCAGCAGCCAAGUUCAUAGCCGAGGAGGAAAGGCAGCACCGCCCCAAGGACAAGGCCUACACCCUGGUGAAGAUGUGCAAUGUCGGUAUGACUGGUAUUAUGCUCUUUGCUCGGGACAAAAAUGCCCUGCACAACAUCAAGUCGGCCGAGGUUGGGUUUGGAGCUGGCGACAUGGCCAACAAGGGUGCUGUGGGUCUGCGCAUGGAUUUCGAGAAGGACGGCAAGGAAACAGAGCUCACAUUUGUGAGCACACAUCUCGCUGCCAUGGAGUGGAAUCUCGAGCGUCGAAAUCGCAACUGGGAGAGCAUCGUCAGCGGACUAGUCUUCGUCGACCCCAAGCAGAUUAUGCAAUCCGAGACUAGCCAACACGCAGAGAACAGACCCGAAGAGAACAGACCCGAGGACAGACCUGAGACAGACGCGCAGCCCUUGCUCGCGGGCUUCCACCCAAGCACGGAAAAGGCUCUACAUGAUAUCAGCAUAUACAAGCCCGGAUCUCACCUGUUUGUGGCCGGUGACCUGAACUACCGACUUUCCAAGACAUCCCCACCAAUUGACGCCACAUUCCCUGGUGUCGAUCCGGACAACGAGGACUUCUACCCUCGAUUCCUGGCCCGUGACCAGCUAACGGCGGAGAAGAAGGCCGGACGGACGCUGCACGGUCUCACCGAGGCUGAGAUCCAUUUCCCGCCCACGUACAAAUACAUUAUACUGCCCAAAGGUGAGCCCGAGACGGAACUGAGCCGGAUCGCAGCAGAGGAGGGAGACGGCGAGGAAAUCAAGUGGAAGUUUGCCUCUCAUCGCUGGCCGGGAUGGUGUGAUCGCGUGCUCUAUGCGGAUGUGCCACAGUGGGUUGCUGGUGACCAUGCGAUCAUCCCCACGGCCUACAACUGCCUGCCUGUUGUGAGAAGCAGCGAUCAUAGGGCCGUUUUCCUGCGAGCGCUAGUUCCAGUCUUGUCGCCAGAUGAGCUGGCGCCAGCCCAGGACGUCAUCGAGACAGCCCUUCGAGAAGCCGAAAGCGGUGUUGAUGGGCGCAAGGCGAUCGAUCCCCGAAUCAAGCCACCGUUUGUUGUCUCGGUUGAUUCGUGGGAACAUCGUGCAGCGGUAAAGAAGUGGGAGCGCAUGGUCGGCUGGUCUAUGGUCAUCAGUAAGUCCAAACAGGGUAUCAUGGUUUUCGUGACGGUGCUACUCGUUGGACUCGGAGCUUGGUGGUAUGGGAACGUGAACUCCUAG
Molecule: messenger RNA, 1464 nt
Organism: Pseudomassariella vexata
Lineage: Eukaryota; Fungi; Ascomycota; Sordariomycetes; Amphisphaeriales; Pseudomassariaceae
Product: Endonuclease/exonuclease/phosphatase
Exons: 2
Coding region: 1-1464 (487 amino acids)
Biological process (GO): phosphatidylinositol dephosphorylation
Molecular function (GO): phosphatidylinositol-4,5-bisphosphate 5-phosphatase activity
Source: RefSeq, a predicted model, not a curated record